AUGGCGUCGAGUGAGGUCAGCAGCGUCCCGCCUUCAAGUGACGGAGGUCAGUAUGCGAUCGACAGUGCACCCCUCGUGAAGUGUCGCUCACAUGUCAUAGGUCAGGAAAAGCAGAAAAUGCUUCUCUCUGAAGAGCAUGGACAUUUCAGCAUGGUGAAAGCUCUCCACCUUGCCGAUCUGGUUACUGAGUUAAAUGUCAUGUCCGUCUUCUCUUCCAUGCGCUACUGUCUCGGAGAUCCCACAGAAUACGGUGCCAUGUGGACUGCCCUUGCAUUCAUGCCAUUUGGUCUCUUCUUCGACUUUAUGGAUGGGAAAAUUGCUCGCUGGCGCAAGAAGUCGUCCCUGAUGGGACAGGAACUGGACUCGCUCGCCGAUUUGAUUUCUUUCGGUCUCGCUCCCGCCGCAGCAGCCUUUGCGCUUGGCAUUCGCACAAAUGUUGAUCACCUCAUCUUGACCUUUUUCGUUCUGUGUGGUCUCACCCGUCUGGCCCGGUUCAACGUCACCGUGGCUGUUCUGCCGAAGGACAAGAGCGGAAAGUCAAAGUACUUCGAGGGCACUCCCAUUCCCACUACCCUGUAUAUCGCCGGUCUUAUGGCCUACUGUGUCUCCCAAAGCUGGACUCACGAGAACAUCCCCUUCGGUCUUAUUGCCGAAGGUACUGCUCUGGAGUUCCACCCGGCUGCAUUAUUGUUUGUCUUGCAUGGCUGCACGAUGGUUAGCAAGACCAUUCACAUCCCCAAGCCAUAA
Molecule: messenger RNA, 747 nt
Organism: Penicillium odoratum
Lineage: Eukaryota; Fungi; Ascomycota; Eurotiomycetes; Eurotiales; Aspergillaceae
Product: CDP-diacylglycerol-serine O-phosphatidyltransferase
Exons: 4
Coding region: 1-747 (248 amino acids)
Biological process (GO): phospholipid biosynthetic process
Cellular component (GO): membrane
Molecular function (GO): phosphotransferase activity, for other substituted phosphate groups
Source: RefSeq, a predicted model, not a curated record